AUGGCAGACACACAGACCACUGACGUUGUCAUAAUCGGUGCUGGUAUCUCCGGCAUUAACGCCGCAUAUCGCGUUCAAUCUGCCUUUCCUAACCAUUCCUACGCUAUUCUUGAAGCCCGCGAUAAUCUCGGUGGGACGUGGGACCUUUUUCGCUACCCCGGUAUCCGCUCCGACUCGGAUUUGUUUACAUUCGGGUUCGCAUGGCAUCCGUGGCAUCAGGAUAACCCGAUCGCCACCGGCGAAUCGAUAGCAAAAUACCUGCGCGACACCGCAGACGAAUAUAAGAUUUCGCCGCACAUCCACUUCCAACACAAAGUCCUCGCCGCAGACUGGUCCUCCGAGGAAAACCUCUGGUCGCUGACAGUUGAGCACGAUGGCAAGACCAAGACCAUGAACGCGCGGUUUAUCGUCUGGGGCACAGGCUACUAUGACUACAACCAACCUCUGCACUCGCCCAUCCCGGGUCUCGACAACUUCCGCGGCCAGCUCAUCCACCCUCAAUUCUGGCCCGAAGACCUGGACUAUACCGAUAAAAACAUUGCGAUUGUCGGCUCCGGCGCGACGGCAGUUACUUUGUUACCCAAUCUGGCCGAAAAAGCCCGCCUCUGCACCAUGGUCCAGCGCUCUCCGACAUACAUCCUCUCCCUCCCAAAUCGUAACACGUCCAUCUGGUCAUACAUUCUGCCCUCGUCAUGGUCGCGUAAAAUGCAGCGGAUCUCAUGGAUCUGGACGUCCCGCAUUUUCUUCCUGUUCUGCCAGUCCUUCCCAUGGCUAGCACGGCUCAUCAUGAGCAUGCGUACCAAGAGCCAGCUUCCUGCGCACAUCCCAUGGAACCCGCACUUCAACCCGCGGUAUAACCCGUGGGACCAGCGCUUGUGCGUGUCACCGGACGGAGACUUCUACAAAGCGCUACGCAAGGGCCGCGCAGAUAUCAAAACGGAUACGAUCGACCAUGUCACGGAGAACGGGAUGAAGUUUGCCUCGGGCGAUAGUCUCGAAAAUCUUGAUAUUCUAAUCACGGCUACCGGUCUGCGACUGCAGAUCGCCGGCGGUGCAUCCAUCACUGUCGACGGCGAACCGGUCCAUCUUGGCGAUAAGUACCUCUGGAACGGCGUGAUGCUGCAGGAUGUUCCGAAUACCUCGUUUGUGAUCGGGUACACGAAUGCAUCGUGGACACUCGGUGCUGAUGCGACAGCGCACUUUAUCAUCCGGUUGAUGCGGUGGAUGGAAGAUAACGGUGUUGUCUCUGCGACGCCGCGCCUGGCUGAAAAUGCGCACUUGGAAAAUAGACGGUUGUUGAAUCUCAACUCGACGUAUGUCACCGUUGCUGAGAAGGACCUGCCCAAGGCAGCUGAUCGGGGGCCAUGGAGACCGAGGGAUAACUAUAUCUCAGACCUGUCAUUCGCUAAGUGGGGGAAUUUCAAUCAGGAUCUUCAGGUUGUCAAAAAGAAGGACUUGUAG
Messenger RNA from Aspergillus ruber CBS 135680, 1461 nucleotides. RefSeq names its product flavin-containing monooxygenase. The transcript has a single exon. NCBI's taxonomy places the organism in Eukaryota, Fungi, Ascomycota, Eurotiomycetes, Eurotiales, Aspergillaceae. Gene Ontology annotation, molecular function: NADP binding; flavin adenine dinucleotide binding; N,N-dimethylaniline monooxygenase activity. Bases 1 to 1461 code for a protein of 486 amino acids. The record is from RefSeq and is a predicted model, not a curated record.